Fusarium odoratissimum NRRL 54006 is the source of this 453-nucleotide messenger RNA. RefSeq lists its product as uncharacterized. Lineage: Eukaryota; Fungi; Ascomycota; Sordariomycetes; Hypocreales; Nectriaceae. Bases 1 to 453 code for a protein of 150 amino acids. The transcript has a single exon. The record is from RefSeq and is a predicted model, not a curated record.
AUGGCUACCUUCCCCGUGAUCACUGUCCGCACCCUCGGUCAACUCGGCUUCUGGAAGUCGUCCCUCGAGGGAAUCAAGGAGAUGUACCCAGCCAUCCGCGCCAAUGCCCCUCCUCGCUCUCCCACCUAUCUCCCCCCACCCCUGCCCGUGAAGCAGCAGAUGGACGAGAUCUUCCGCUUCCAGUUGGCUGUCGAAGGAUUCAUCGUCUUCCUCCGCGAACACGCCACUAAUACCGAGGAACUGAUGGUGCUGCGAUUCACCGAGUGGCUUGCCAGCGCUCAGCGCCACGACACCGGCCGUAUCCAGCGAGCAAUUUGGACGAUCGACCCCGAACGCUUCCUUCGUGAGAUUCGAGAUGGUCACGUUCGCGUCGGCAAUGGACAGGCUAUUCAGCGCCCUGAUGGUGGUUCAAACGCUGGUGGUAAUGCUGGCGGCAAUGUUGGUGGCAACUGA